Molecule: messenger RNA, 3406 nt
Organism: Fukomys damarensis (Damara mole-rat)
Lineage: Eukaryota; Metazoa; Chordata; Mammalia; Rodentia; Bathyergidae
Gene: Klb
Product: klotho beta
Exons: 5
Coding region: 146-3196 (1016 amino acids)
Biological process (GO): fibroblast growth factor receptor signaling pathway; carbohydrate metabolic process
Molecular function (GO): hydrolase activity, hydrolyzing O-glycosyl compounds; fibroblast growth factor binding; fibroblast growth factor receptor binding
Source: RefSeq, a predicted model, not a curated record
GCCUCACAAUCACUCGCUCCCGCUGAAGCGCUGAUAAGAGUCAGCAGGCGGCAGGGAGAAGCCAGGCUGCGCGGCAGCAGGGUCUCCGGGGAAUGAAUGGAUCCUCCUCAGCGCCCAUGAAAGGGACGCACCCCGCAGAAAGACGAUGUCCAGCCGGGCACUGGGAAGAGCUGUCAUCCUGUCGGCGCUGCUCCUGCUGCCAGCCGCGGCCGGACUCUCCGGAGAGGGAAAAGCUGUCUGGUCUAGAAAUCCUCAUUUUAGCCCGGUAAACGCAAGUCAGCUGUUUCUCUAUGACACUUUCCCUAAAAACUUUUUCUGGGGUGUUGGGACUGGAGCGUUUCAAGUGGAAGGGAGUUGGAAGGAGGAUGGAAAAGGACCCUCUAUAUGGGAUCAUUUCAUCCACACACACUUUAAAAUUGUCAACAGCACCAGCGGCUCCAGUGACAGCUACAUUUUUCUGGAAAAAGACUUGUCAGCUCUGGAUUUUUUAGGAGUUUCUUUUUAUCAGUUCUCGAUUUCCUGGCCAAGGCUCUUCCCCGAUGGAAUAAUAGCUGUUGCCAAUGCAAAAGGUCUCCAGUACUACAGUGAUCUGCUGGACGCUCUACUACUGAGAAACAUUGAGCCUAUAGUUACUUUAUACCACUGGGAUUUGCCUUUAGCGUUACAAGAAAAAUACGGGGGGUGGAAAAAUGAAUCCAUGGUAGAUAUCUUCAACGACUACGCCACAUACUGCUUCCAGACAUUUGGGGACCGUGUCAAAUACUGGAUUACGAUUCACAACCCGUAUCUGGUUGCUUGGCAUGGGUACGGAACAGGCAUACACGCUCCGGGAGAAAGGGGGAACAUAACAACUGUCUACACCGUGGGACACAACCUGAUCAAGGCUCACGCGAAAGUUUGGCAUAACUACAACAGAAAUUUCCGCCCUCGUCAGAAGGGCUGGCUCUCGAUCACAUUGGGAUCACACUGGAUUGAGCCCAACAAGUCGGGCAGCCUGGUGGAUGUCCUUAAGUGCCAGCAGUCCCUGGCGUCUGUGCUCGGCUGGUUUGCCGGGCCCAUCCACGGGAGCGGGGACUACCCGGAGGGCAUGCGGGAGACGCUGCGAACAGCCCUGCCGCUCUUCUCAGAAGCCGAGAGCGGGGAGGUGAGGGGCACCGCGGACUUCUUUGCCUUCUCCUUCGGACCCAACAAUUUCAAACCCCCGAACACCAUGGCUAAAAUGGGGCAAAAUGUGUCACUCAAUUUAAGACAAGUGCUGAACUGGAUUAAACUGGAAUAUGGCAACCCUCGAAUCUUGAUUGCUGAGAAUGGCUGGUUCACAGACAGUCAUGUGAAGACAGAAGACACCACUGCCAUCUACAUGAUGAAGAAUUUCCUCAACCAGGUUCUUCAAGCCAUAAGGUUUGAUGAAAUACAAGUGUUCGGUUAUACUGCCUGGUCUCUCCUGGAUGGCUUUGAAUGGCAGGAUGCUUACACCACCCGCCGAGGGCUAUUUUAUGUGGAUUUUAAUAGUAAACAGAAAGAAAGGAAACCCAAGUCCUCAGCACAUUACUAUAAAGAGAUCAUACAAGAAAACGGCUUUCCAUUAAAAGAGUCCACACCUGAUAUGCAGGGUCAGUUUCCCUGUGACUUCUCCUGGGGUGUCACCGAAUCUGUUCUUAAGCCCGAGCUCAUGGCCUCCUCCCCGCAGUUCACAGAUCCCAGCCUGUAUGUGUGGAAUGCCACGGGAAACAGACGGCUGCAGCGGGUCAAAGGGGUAACGCUGAAAACGCGGAAGGCUCAAUGCACAGAUUUUAUCAGCAUCAAAAAGCAACUGGAGAUGCUGGCCAGAAUGAAAGUCACCCACUUCCGGUUCGCUCUGGACUGGGCCUCCGUCCUCCCCACUGGCAACCUGACCUCGGUUAACCGACAGGUUCUAAGGUACUACAGGUGUAUGGUCAGCGAGGGCCUGAAGCUCAACAUCUCCCCGAUGGUCACCUUGUACUACCCGACCCACGCCCACCUGGGCCUCCCCAGGCCGCUGCUGCACGGCGGGGGUUGGCUCAACCCAUCCACGGCCCAGGCCUUCCAGGACUACGCAGGGCUGUGCUUCCAGGAGCUGGGGGACUUGGUGAGGCUCUGGAUCACCAUCAAUGAGCCCAACCGGCUGAGCGACAUCUACAACCGCACCGGUAACGACGCCUACCAGGCGGCGCACAACCUGCUGAUCGCCCACGCGCUGGCCUGGCACCUCUACGACCGGCGGUACCGGGCGUCCCAGCGCGGGGCCGUGUCGCUGUCCCUGCACUCGGACUGGGCGGAACCAGCCAACCCCUUCGUGGACUCGCACUGGAAGGCAGCCGAACGCUUCCUGCAGUUCGAGAUCGCCUGGUUCGCAGAGCCGCUCUUCGGGACCGGGGACUACCCGCGGGCCAUGCGGGAGCACCUGGCGUCCCGGAACCGGCGCGGGCUCUCAGGCUCCGUGCUGCCCCGCUUCAGCCAGGCCGAGCGCAGGCUGGUCAAGGGCGCCGCCGACUUCUAUGCCCUGAACCACUUCACCACCAGGUUCGUGAUGCACGAGCAGCAGAGGGGCAGCAGCUACGAUGCGGACCGCGACGUGCAGUUCCUGCAGGACAUCACCCGCCUGAGCUCGCCCACGCGCCUGGCCGUGCUGCCCUCGGGCGCGCGCAAGCUGCUGCGCUGGAUCCGCGGCCACUACGGCGACGUGGACGUUUACAUCACCGCCAGCGGCAUCGACGACCAGGCGCGGGAAAACGACCGGCUCCGCAAGUACUACCUGGAGAAGUACAUCCAGGAGGCUCUGAAAGCAUACCUGAUUGACAAAGUCAAAAUCAGAGGCUAUUAUGCGUUCAAACUGACUGAAGAAAAAGCUAAACCCAGAUUUGGAUUCUUCACAUCCGAUUUCAAAGCCAAAUCUUCAGUAAAGUUUUAUAACAAACUGAUCAGUGGCGGUGGCUUCCCUUCUGAGAACAGCAGUCCAGUGUGUGGUCAGAUGAAGAGAGAUACAGAGUGCACUGUCUGCUUGUUUCUCCUGCAGAAGAAGCCACUGAUAUUCUUCGGUUGCUGCUUACUCUCCACCCUGCUUUUGUUAUUAUCAAUCACCAUUUUUCACCAGAGAAAGAGAAAAAAAUUUUGGAAAGCAAAGAACUUACAAAACAUACCAUUAAAGAAAGGCCACAAGAGAGUUCUUAGCUAAACAGAUCUGAUUUCUGUCACGAUAGCUUAGAAAGUCACUCCAUUCAACCCGCUGGGAACUUACAGAACACAGGUGCAUAUUGUAGAGAGAAGGCAGUUUGAGACUCGGUAGUAACCAGAGUGGUCACACUUGCUGCCUCCCAGCGAGGUUCAAAUGAAUUUUCCCUUAGGUACGGACAUCAGUGAGUUCCGCUUCUGGAGCUGAAUGAGG